This is a messenger RNA of Hyla sarda, 4841 nucleotides long. RefSeq names its product sperm associated antigen 9 (gene SPAG9). Gene Ontology annotation, cellular component: cytoplasm. The coding region runs from base 172 to 4125 and encodes 1317 amino acids. Gene Ontology annotation, molecular function: kinesin binding; JUN kinase binding; signaling receptor complex adaptor activity. NCBI's taxonomy places the organism in Eukaryota, Metazoa, Chordata, Amphibia, Anura, Hylidae. The transcript is spliced from 30 exons. Gene Ontology annotation, biological process: vesicle-mediated transport. The record is from RefSeq and is a predicted model, not a curated record.
UGUGUCCGGGAGAAGCUUUAGGAAUCUUGUGAGGAGGAGAAGAGGGCGUGUUCAGACUGGAGCGGGGGGCGGUCCCUUCCGCUGCCCCGCCCCGAGGUGACGUCAGUCCGUGUCCCAGCAGUAGCGGCGGUGUCGGCUCCGGGGCCCGGGCAGCAGUGUCAGGCCGCGGCCAUGGAGCUGGAGGAGGGCGGCCUGGUGUACCAGGAGGAGGCGGGCGGAGCGGCCGGGGCCGUCAUGUCGGAUCGGGUGUCCGGCCUGGCCGCCUCCAUAUACCGGGAGCUGGAGCGGCUGAUUGGCCGCUAUGAGGAGGACGCGGUGAAGCAGCUGAUGCCGCUGGUGGUCGCGGUGCUGGAGAACCUGGAAGCCGUGUGCGCCGAGAACCAGGAGCAUGAGGUGGAGCUGGAGCUACUGAGGGAGGACAACGAGCAACUGCUCACCCAGUACGAGCGGGAGAAGGCACUGAGGAAGCACGCCGAGGAGAAAUUCAUAGAGUUUGAGGAUUUACAGGAACAGGAUAAGAAGGAUUUACAGGUCCGGGUGGAGUCAUUGGAGUCACAGACCAGACAACUGGAGCUGAAGGCCAAGAACUACUCCGACCAGAUCAGUCGCUUGGAGGAGAGAGAAGCCGAACUGAAGAAGGAAUACAAUGCUCUUCACCAGCGCCAUUCUGAGAUAAUCCACAAUUAUAUGGAACACCUGGAACGUACCAAACUGCAGCAACUCAUAGGGGGCGACCAACUGGAAUCUUCUAUGCACAGUAAAAUUAGGAAGGAGCGGCCCAUCUCUUUGGGGAUCUUCCCACUGUCUCCUGGAGACUCCUUGGUCCUUCCAGAUACUCACGGUGCAGAGACGCCCGGAAAUGGACCCUGGAAGCUGCAAGAACAGAACCUCGCCCGCAGCAACACCAGCCUGAAGGAAGAACUGUUCAGUCUCAGCCAGACAGGGGCCAAGACCUCCGGCCCAGACCCCAACAACAUGGUGCACGCAUCCCCAAAAGACCAAAAAGAUGAGGUCAUCAUGAAGGCAAACCUCAAGAACAACAACGUCCAGAACAACAAGAAAAACGAAGACGUCCAGGUCAACCAGCAGGCCACCGCAGCGUCCACAGAUACCAAUGAUAAUGAGGAGAAGUCGGAGGUCCAGUCUAUCAUCGAGUCCACCCCGGAGCUGGACAUGGACAAAGAACGGGCGUAUCACAUGACCAGUACUCCAUCCAAAGGCAUCGAGAACAAAGGGUUCGACCGAAACACAGAGUCUCUCUUCGAGGAGCUGUCCUCCGCUGGGACCGACCUUAUCGGAGAUGUGGAUGAGGGAGCGGACCUGUUGGGGAUGGGACGGGAGGUGGAAAACCUUAUCCUGGAGAACACGCAGCUUCUGGAAACCAAGAACGCCCUGAACGUGGUGAAGAACGACCUGAUAGCGAAGAUGGACGAACUGAUGUGCGAGAAGGACGUGCUGCAGGGGGAGCUGGACGCCAUCAAACAGGCCAAACAGAAGCUAGAGGAGAAGAACAGGGAGCUGGAGGAGGAGCUUAAAAAGGCGCGAGCAGAAACGGAGGAAGCCAGACAGAAAUCCAAGGAUGAAGAGGAUAGCGAUGUCCCCACAGCUCAGAGGAAGAGGUUCACGCGGGUGGAAAUGGCGCGGGUACUAAUGGAGCGGAACCAGUACAAAGAGAGGCUGAUGGAGCUGCAGGAGGCGGUGAGGUGGACGGAGAUGAUCAGGGCUUCUAGAGAGAAUCCUGCCAUGCAGGAGAAGAAAAGGUCGAGCAUCUGGCAGUUCUUCAGCCGCCUCUUCAGCUCCUCUGCCACUGCUUCCAAGAAACCGGAGCUUCCCGUCAACGUCAAGUACAACGCGCCAACCUCGCACAUCACCCCUUCCAUCAAGAAGAAGAGCAGCGCUCUGGCCAAACUGCCCAGCGACAAGUCCAAAGCCUUCGAUUUCCUCAGUGAUGAUCUCUCGGGCGGUGAUGCCUCUUCAGCCACCAGGCGGGAGCAGAAGCGAGAGCAGUACCGGCAGAUGAAGGCGCACGUCCAGAAGGAGGACGGCCGCGUGCAAGCGUUUGGCUGGAGUCUUCCUCAGAAGUACAAGCAGGCGACAAAUGGCGGCCAGAGUGAGGGCAAAAUGAAGAAUCUGCCAGUGCCGGUGUAUCUGAGGCCCCUGGAUGACAAGGACACAUCUAUGAAGCUUUGGUGUGCCGUCGGUGUUAACCUCUCCGGAGGAAAGACCAGGGACGGAGGCUCCAUUAUCGGAGCGAGCGUCUUCUACAGCGACCUCCCCGGCUCCGACCUAGAGAACCAGAAACACAGAAGCGUAUCCCAGAGCAGCCUGGAGAAACUAGAGCAGGAGUUAAAGGUGCAGCAGAAGGAGCUGAGACAUCAGGACGAGCUGUCCAGUCUGGUGUGGAUCUGCACCAGCACCCACUCCUCUACCAAGGUGAUCAUCGUAGAUGCCAACGACCCGGGAAACAUGAUGGACAGCUUCAUCGUCUGCAACUCCCAUGUGCUGUGCAUUGCCAGCGUGCCAGGAGUAAUGGAAACAGAUUACCCAACAGGAGAUUCCUCAAAGCUGGAUGCAGACUCGGGGCUGACGGACAAGUCGUCCUUAUCUGAGAGCCUGGCGAGCAGCUGCUCCUCCGGCGACCAGGGCAUUACUGGUGUCAGGGUGACUGCGGCCUCUGCGGAAGAGAUCAAACCCAUCGUAUGCCAAACCCCAAGUGUUAUCUCCCCGGAGGUGGAGAGUCAUCCGGAAUCAGACUCCACCAGUCCUGAGCUGGAUGAGAAUGUCCCCACAGCAGAGGAGGCCACGGAGGCUACAGAGGCCGGAGACAGCCCCACAGACGAUGUGGCCGACAUCACCCAGGCGGGAAUCUACACAGAACAUGUGUUCACGGACCCCCUGGGUGUACAGAACACAAGCGAUGACACCAGCGGCCAUGCCAGCAGCGAUUCUGACCUGUAUAAGGACGGGGUGGCCACGCUGCCCACCGAGCAGGAUCUGAUGAGAGAGGAGGCGCAGAAGAUGAACAGCCUCCUGCCCACCAUGUGGCUGGGAGCGCAGAAUGGACACCUCUACGUCCAUUCAUCUGUCACCCAGUGGAAGAAGUGUCUCCUGCAGAUCAAGCUGAAGGACUCCAUCUUGAGUAUUGUACACGUGAAGGGUAUAGUGCUGGUAGCCUUGGCUGAUGGGACACUGGCGAUCUUCCAUCGAGGUGUCGACGGUCAGUGGGAUUUGUCUAACUACCACCUGCUGGACUUUGGGCGCCCGCACCAUUCCAUCCGGUGUAUGACGGUGGUACAUGAGAAGGUGUGGUGCGGAUACAGGAACAAAAUCUACAUCGUGCACCCCAAGACCAUGAAGAUAGAGAAAUCUUUUGACGCUCAUCCCAGGAAGGAGAGCCAAGUCAGGCAGCUCGCCUGGGUGGGAGACGGCGUGUGGGUCUCUAUCCGGCUGGACUCCACGCUGCGGCUCUACCACGCUCACACCUAUCAGCAUCUGCAGGAUGUGGACAUUGAGCCGUAUGUCAGUAAAAUGCUCGGCACCGGGAAGUUGGGCUUCUCCUUUGUCAGGAUAACAGCGUUGAUGGUGUCUUGUAAUCGCCUCUGGGUAGGAACCGGCAAUGGAGUCAUUAUUUCUAUACCCCUGACUGAAACCGUAAUUCUGCACCAGGGACGGUUACUUGGGUUGCGGGCCAAUAAAGCUCUGCCCGGUGCCGGCAAUCGUCCAGGAAGCGUCAUCCGCGUAUACGGCGACGAGAACAGCGACAAAGUCACGCCAGGAACCUUCAUACCGUAUUGUUCUAUGGCUCAUGCACAGUUGUGUUUCCACGGACAUCGUGAUGCGGUGAAGUUCUUUGUCGCGGUGCCAGGUCAGGUGAUUCCCCCGUCCAGCGGUAACUCUCCGGAUCUGUCCGGGGACAAAGGUGCAGCCGCUCAGCCAGAAGCCAGUCUGAUCCAGAAGUUCAUGCUGGUGAUGAGUGGUGGAGAGGGCUACAUCGACUUCCGAAUGGGCGAUGACUGUGCCGAAUCUGAAGGUUUGGACGACUCCUUACAGUUGGAGCCCUCCAUGGCCAAGGUGGAGCGAAGUCACCUGAUCGUGUGGCAGGUUAUGUGUAACAGCAGCGACUGAUCCCGAGGACCCCCAAACCUUCUGCAUGAUGUACAGACUUUAUGCCAUUAUUAUUUCUUUUCUACUUCGUCUUCUUUUAUCCCAUAUUUUAACACUUUAAAGACUGUAUGAAAACCACAAGGACCCGAUCCCCGCAGCGAACCAGGCGCCAUGUGGUUUCUCUCCAGGAUGGUUUGCACUGCAGUGUCACAUACACCCGUACGGCCCCCGUAACGUGCGUCGUCUUCUGUGAUCCAUUACAACCAGCGAUCGUGUCCUUAACCCUCGGGAGCCUGGACCAGUGAUUGCUAACAAGACUAGAAAAGUAAUUUUUCAUAAUUUUUUUUUAAUCAUUGUCGGAGUUGAUGGUUUCGGUGUUUAGACGUUGUGUAGAUUGCGGGUGGAAGAGAUUCAGAUCAAAGACGACGACCCAAACUGUUCCUGCGGCACCGUCUAUUGCUGCAGUCACAUGACUGGGAUCUGUCCCUAAUUACCCCCAGUCACCCCUCUGUGUGAUAUCACAACCCAAAAUCAGCCAAUCAUAUCAUGUGACUCCAUACAGGGGAUUUGGAGCUCUGUAUCAGAAAUCCCCAUCUUCCAGGCUGAUUUAAGCCUUUUUACUUUGGCAUUAAAGGGGCUUAUUCUAUUAGGCAACAAACCCCCCCCCCAAAAAAAAAAAAAAACAGAAAUAGCCCUUUGUAACCUGAUCACAUGAUUAAAGGGGUACUCCGGUGAAA